Molecule: messenger RNA, 2211 nt
Organism: Capronia epimyces CBS 606.96
Lineage: Eukaryota; Fungi; Ascomycota; Eurotiomycetes; Chaetothyriales; Herpotrichiellaceae
Product: transketolase
Exons: 3
Coding region: 1-2211 (736 amino acids)
Biological process (GO): pentose-phosphate shunt
Cellular component (GO): cytosol
Molecular function (GO): transketolase activity
Source: RefSeq, a predicted model, not a curated record
AUGUCUCCAAUUGCAGAAAAGGACCUGGUUGUCCCUGGCAAGCUCGAUGCAUCCGCCCAGACCCCGAUCCUCAGUAAAAACGGAUUGGGAUUCUCCAAAGACAAGGCAGAGUCUAGGAUAGCAUCACAUGCAUCAGCGGAGCACGACUUGGUCCUGAAAACGUUUCGUCUACUGAUUGCCGACCUAUGUCAGCAAUUCAAGGGAGGUCAUCCAGGAGGUGCCAUUGAUAUGGCAGCCAUCGGGGUGGCUUUGUGGAAAUAUGUCAUGAAUUACGCGCCACAUCAGGCCGACUUUUUCAACCGGGACCGGUUUGUCCUGUCCAACGGCCAUACCUGUCUAUUUCAGUACACCUUCCUCCAUCUGACAGGUUAUGAAGCCAUGACACUGGAUCAACUGAAGUCUUACCAUUCGAGCCGCGAAGACGCUCUUUGCCCGGGACAUCCCGAGAUCGAACAUGAAGGGAUCGAAGUCACGACUGGACCGUUGGGUCAAGGGAUCGCAAACGCGGUGGGCUUGGCCAUGGCAACCAAGCAUCUCGCCGCCGAGUUCAACCGGCCUGGUCACGAGGUGGUGACGAACCAUACCUGGUGCAUGAUUGGCGACGCCUGUCUCCAGGAGGGUGUCGGACUCGAAGCGAUUUCACUGGCAGGCCACUUCCGACUCAAUAACCUGACCGUCAUCUACGACAACAACCAAAUCACGUGCGACGGAUCCGUGGAUUUGACCAACACGGAGGACGUGAACGCCAAGAUGCGUGCCACUGGCUGGGACGUGAUCGAGGUGGCGGAUGGAUGUUUUGAUGUGGAAGGAAUCAUUGCCGCGCUGGAAAGAGCCCGACGUUCGACAGAGAAACCGACUUUCAUCAACGUCAGGACCGUGAUUGGCGUUGACAGCGCGGUGGCCGGCACUGCGGUGGCUCAUGGCGCUGCGUUCGGCGACCAGGCGGUGGCAGACAUGAAGCGGGCCUACGGGUUCAAUCCUGAGGAGUUCUUCGUGGUCCCAGAUGCGGUGCGCGAGUUCUUCGCCGACAUCAAACCUCGCGGCCAGCGGCUGGUGAAAGAAUGGAACGACAAGCUCCAGGUCUACCGCACGGCAUAUCCCGAGCUGGCUGCUGAGUUCGAGGCCCGGCGUCACGGACAGCUGCCGUCGAACUGGGAGUCCCUGAUUCCGCGCGAGUUCCCAGCCAAAGACACAGCCACCCGUGCAUCCUCCGGGCUGGUGUUCAACCCCAUUGCGGAAAAAGUCAAGACAUUCAUGGUCGGCACCGCCGAUCUGUCGCCAUCGGUCAACAUGAUGUGGAAAGGCAAGGAAGAUUUCCAACACCCCAGCCUCCAACCCCAGUGCGGCAUCAACGGGAGCUACCGAGGACGAUACAUUCACUACGGCGUCCGCGAGCAUGCCAUGGCAGCGCUGGCAAACGGUAUGGCGGCGUAUGCCCCGAACACAAUCAUUCCCGUGACCUCAUCAUUCUUCAUGUUCUAUCUGUACGCCGCCCCCGCGGUCCGGAUGGGCGCCCUGCAACACCUCCACAUCAUUCAUCACGCGACGCACGAUUCGAUCGGCAUGGGGGAAGAUGGACCCACUCACCAGCCGAUCGAGCUGGCCGCUCUGUACCGGGCGAUGCCCAACCUGCUGUACAUCCGACCCGGUGACAGCGAGGAAACGGCGGGGGCCUGGACCGCCGCGAUCGAAGCCACACACACGCCUUCCAUCAUCUCGACCUCGCGGCACGCGGUGCGACAACUGGCUCCCAAGACGAGGCGGGACGGCGUGCGACGCGGCGCCUACGUGAUCGAGGAAGACGCAGACGCACACUUGACCAUCAUCGGGGUGGGCGCCGAGCUCGGCCUGGCCGUCGACGUGGCCGCUCGGCUGCGUGAGACGGCCGCCUUGCGUGUGCGCGUGGUUUCGUUCCCCAGCCCACGGCUGUUUGAGAAGCAGUCCCUCGAAUACAAGCGACAGACCCUCCAGCGGGGGUCCGGGCGGCCUGUGGUUGUCAUCGAGCCCUACGCCGGCCUGGGCUGGGAACGCUAUGCCGACGCGGCCGUGUGCAUGAGCACCGACCGUUUCGGCCAGUCGCUCCCCGGGCCCAAGGCGUACGAGUACUUUGGCUUCACGGUGGACAAGAUCGUGCCCCGGAUUCAAGCGUACCUGGCGAAGAGGAAGGCGGGGGAGAUCUUGGCCGGCGAGUUUGUCGAGAUGACUCGGUAG